This is a messenger RNA of Centruroides sculpturatus (bark scorpion), 3195 nucleotides long. RefSeq names its product GPI ethanolamine phosphate transferase 2-like (gene PIG-G). The transcript has a single exon. Gene Ontology annotation, cellular component: endoplasmic reticulum membrane. The record is from RefSeq and is a predicted model, not a curated record. Gene Ontology annotation, biological process: GPI anchor biosynthetic process. Lineage: Eukaryota; Metazoa; Arthropoda; Arachnida; Scorpiones; Buthidae. The coding region runs from base 121 to 3033 and encodes 970 amino acids.
AUGGCGGACUUCGCGGUGCGUGCGGUUGGCGUGUUAUUGACAUAAAUCGAUUGUUUUAUGUAUUUCUGACGCAUUUACGAGUGUUUAACUACAUUUUUACACUUAUUUACUUGUUAUAUUAUGGAUCAAUCGAAAAUUAACAACUUCAGGCUGUCCCUCCUGAUAAUUGUUACUGUUCUGCUUAAUGCUGUUUGUAUGUAUCUGUUCCUGACUGGGUUCUUACCUAUAAAGACUGUAACAACAGGAUAUGCUACCCUGCAGGACGUUCCGGACUACAAGAUCCUGUCUUCGCAGCGUAAGGAUGGCGUUUACAAACGGAGCGUCGACAAGUUGGCGUUCGUUGUGGUGGAUGCCCUGAGAGCGGAUUUUGUCCCCUCGGUUAAGAGCGGUUUCUUUGACGGAGUCACCAUGCCCUACGUUGAGAGUCUUAUUCGUAGCAAGCAGGCGCUAGGAUUUGUCGGACGGUGUCAUUCUCCAACUGUCACGUUGCCGAGAAUUAAAUCCUUGCUGACGGGAAGCCUGCAGAGUUUCGUCGACUUGAUCUUUAAUCUGAAUGCAAAGUCUUUGGACGAAGACAGCUUUGUUUUUCAGGCGUCGAAACAUUCCAAGACAAUGGUCUUCUACGGUGACGAUACUUGGUUGAGGCUCUUUCCAAAUCGUUUUGCUCGAAGCGAAGGAACCACUUCGUUCUUUGUCUCCGAUUAUACAGAAGUGGAUAAGAAUGUAACAGGACAUUUAGAAUCAGAGUUAUCAUCAUUGGAUUGGGACGUACUCUUCCUGCAUUAUCUCGGCGUCGAUCACAUCGGACAUUUGGCGGGUCCGGAUUCUCCGCUUCUACCUCCCAAACUUCAGGAAAUGGACGGUGUUAUUGAAAUGAUUCACAAAGCUCUUAAACAAAGAAAACGUAACAGUUCUCUACCUGAUUUAAUUGUGGUAACGGGCGAUCAUGGUAUGAGCAUUGGGGGAAAUCACGGCGGAGUGUCACGACUGGAAGUUUCCGUUCCCGUUAUUAUUCUGUCGACGGAUGAAGAGAAAGUUUCUCAGUUCGAGAAUGAAGUAUUUCAAAUCGACAUGGCAUCGACGCUGUCCAUCCUUUACGGUGUUCCGAUCCCAAAAAAUAAUUACGGCCGCACAAUGAAGGACGUCAUGAAUAUGACAAAGAUGACAAUGGAACAGCAGUUGUUUGCUUUAUAUUAUAAUUCCUUGCAGCUAAACUAUUUGCUUGAAAAUAACGAAGAAUUAAUUCACAAACCUAACAUGAUAGAACCAUUUCAUCUACACAGAAGAUGGAUCUCUCUGAACGAUAACAAAGCACCUGCCGAAGAACUUAAUACGUUAGCCAAUCAAAUCAUUCAAAAGUAUGUGGCAUACAUGGAGAGAGCGAGAGAAAUCUUGACAAAUUCGGCAACAAAGUAUAAUGUAGCCGUUCUGAUCGUCGCCAUUAUAAUCGGUUGGCAGACUGCAAUAUCACUUUGGGGUUACAUUGCGACAUUUUCUAAAGACAACCUGUUGAUUUGUUACAGUGUAGAUUUCUCUCUGAAAGAGUUAGCAAUGGUGUUUGUGUCGCUAUUGUUCUUGUACAUUUUGGAUCGUAUCUCUUCAGAAAGUGUCAUUUUUCAUUCUUGGAACACGCUAUUAGUGUCGGCCACGUUUAUCUGUUCCAGUUUACUGUUCGUAAAGUCUUUAAGUGUUCUGAAGAAGGUAUCUUUAAUUGCUUCUAUCUUAUCAUCUGAAACAAAUAUAUUCCUUGUCCUUGGUACUGCACUGUACGUGAUAUCGCUGUUAUCGUCCAGCUUUAUCGAAGAAGAACACCAAACGUGGUAUUUUAUUACAAUCUCCUACUUCAUCAUAUGUUUAUACUCAACUUUUGAAACAUCGGAAGAGUGUGAUGAAUUUAAAUGUAACUGUCAACUCUCUUGUUAUGUGUCUGCGAGAGAUUCUUCGAACAAGACCGAAUUACCUGUAUACAAUAAGAGCACAACGAGUAACAAAGUAUUAGACUAUGAAUUUGUUAAAAAUCGCAAAUUUGUUGCUAGCUUGGCAUUGAUUGUUCUGAACAGGAUCCUCCGUAGCUGGAAUCAGACGGGUAACAAAUGGGCACAUCUCUCCGACAUCGGAGAUUAUUUAAAUCUUCCGGAGAAUAAAUUGGUGCUUACGACAGUUGUAAUCUUGGCUAUCAUCUUUGUCGUGUUAUUGAUAGUCCGUAACAGAGAAUCUUUACAGUCUUACUUCUUAACCGUAUGCAUUUUGUGUGUGUACUUCUACAGAGUCUGCAGCGGACAGUUGGCAUUCUUUGUUAAAAUCGACAAAUGUGACCAAAACUACUUGAUCAAAGUGGUUUAUGUCAUCUUACUAGCAACAAUAACAAUAAAGUACUUAACGUACCUCUGCAAGUCGUAUCAAGGAGACAUAGACGAUUAUGUCGUCGAGAAAUGGAAACUACUUAGGUGUCUCGUACACUGCUGGAUAGUGUUUUCGAUCGUACUUCAUCGUCCCCACAACAUAAUGAUAGUAGCGUGUGUCAUCCUACAGGAGAAGCUUGUUGCAAAAUUACUUGCCAGCAAAAGUAUAGAAUCUAUAACUAUAGUGUAUACAUGGAUGGCCAUGUGCGCCUUCUUCUAUCAGGGUAACUCUAACAGUUUAUCAACGAUAGACGUAUCUGCCGGAUAUCUCGGAGUAUCCAGCUACCAUCCCGUACUCGUCGGUAUAUUAAUAGCGAGCAACACUUAUUCUGGAAUUGUUUUCUGGUUGCUUAUGUUAGUAUUUCGGAUUCACCAGAGGUUGGCGCUACUUAAGUGUGGCUGCGGUUCCGGAAGAUUGCCGAAAGACGUGCAGAAGUGUGCAAGCACCCUCUUGUGCAUGCGAUACCUGUCUUUUGCACUUUAUCUAGUUACUAUGCUGAUCCAAAGGUACCACUUGUUCAUCUGGACGGUCUUUACACCAAAAUUAUUGUAUGAGUGCACACACAACGUGGUUUUUUCACUGUUUUCUAUCUUCAUGCUGUUGUUUUCUUACCAGAAAAUUGAACAAUGAUAAAUUAUAUUUAAUCUAGAAACGGGUAAGUUAAGUCAUUACUUUUUAACUGUUAUUUGUGGUUUCCUGAAUUUACACAGGGUAAGAGAAAGUUCAUCGUUACUGUUUAGAUUCUGUGAUAUUUAAAUUGUUUUUCUACAAUGUUUCAAAGCAACUAAAAUU